Messenger RNA from Aspergillus eucalypticola CBS 122712, 735 nucleotides. RefSeq lists its product as uncharacterized. The coding region runs from base 1 to 735 and encodes 244 amino acids. The transcript has a single exon. The record is from RefSeq and is a predicted model, not a curated record. NCBI's taxonomy places the organism in Eukaryota, Fungi, Ascomycota, Eurotiomycetes, Eurotiales, Aspergillaceae.
AUGGCCAUUAUAAUGCAGCAAAGCCCACAAGAUGCCAGCUAUUUCUGGCGAAGCAGUUCAGACACCUGGACGAGCAAUCAUGUAUGGGAACCACAAGAGCGCAGACGCUCCAUGGACGAUGAAGAGGAAGUUCUCUACGAACUCGACGAAGUCGCCCUAGCACAACUACCACUGCAUCUCCAACACAACAUGCGUCAAAUACAGCUGGAACGAAUACGCAAACUACUGCACGACCGGGAUCCGGACUUCGGGCUUGACCCCAGACCUGUACACCCUAAUCCCUACGCGCAAACCUGGUUCAAGAACAUGAUGGCGCGACUCUCAGCAGACCAAGAGAUGAAUGAAGUCCACGAAUGGCGCCAGUCAGUGCAGCUUGACGGCGAACCAGACGACACUACCUGGCCUCUGGUUCCACGGCAGUGGACAGGCAACAGACAGCACUAUGAUCGGAGAACCUGGCACUUUGAUCAUGCGACUUCGGGUGAAAAUAGUUUCAACGCGUAUUCGACAGGCAGCACACGUGUAUGCAGUCUGCAUGGUCUGGGGGUCAAUGAGUUUGGAUUCCGCCUAUGCGAGUCUGGUUCACAUGGUAGCAGAGACCAGAAGCAGGAGGUCGGAAAGGUCUCUUCGAAGCCUCGGAAGAGAAAAUUGUCUCUUAUUACGCAUAUGCGGGCUCAUGUGCGUUUUCGGGUACGCAAGAGUGUUCAGAAGCUAAGCAAGAUCCUGAAGAAGUGA